Messenger RNA from Cyanidioschyzon merolae strain 10D, 2256 nucleotides. Its product is annotated as probable tryptophan 2,3-dioxygenase. The transcript has a single exon. NCBI's taxonomy places the organism in Eukaryota, Rhodophyta, Bangiophyceae, Cyanidiales, Cyanidiaceae. The record is from RefSeq and is a predicted model, not a curated record. Gene Ontology annotation, molecular function: L-tryptophan 2,3-dioxygenase activity; heme binding; metal ion binding. The coding region runs from base 1 to 2256 and encodes 751 amino acids.
AUGCCGUGUCCGUUCGGGUACAGCAUUGAGGACGUGACGACCCCGGUGAAUGGGAACGCAAGUCGUUUAAGGAACUGUCACGGCCUUGCGAGUGCUGCCCGCUCCUGCAACGCGUCCGCUGCGCGUCAUGACCAACAAAUUGCCGUCGUCGCUAGCAGCGGGAAAGAGCCUGCCGUAGAAGACUACGAACAGGACUAUUUUCCUGGCAUAGGAAGCAUUUGUUUGGAGCAGUCUCGCCGAGCACCUGAGGAAGAACGGCCGAACUGCGUGCUUCCGGAACCUCCUUUGCGACCCGAGGAGCUGAAUCAGGGCUACUGGCGGGAUGUCGAAGACGAGGAACUGUGCGCUGACGGAGACGAAAUGGAAGAACCUCUAGAAUCGACUAGUCCACAAGAGACGCCUCUGGGUACUGAAACACGCCCAACGGAGCACGACGCGGGAGUACUCGUCGUCACCGGCUCGAAAACUUCCGAGGAUGCGUCCGCAUUGUCGGGCCCUGUUGCUAUACAGCAUACAGACGAAGCGAACGAAGCGCUGGCGGGGAUGUGCGUUGCCCACGGAUCGGACUCGAGCACCUGCAACGGGUGUACUGCGGAAUGCGAGACCUCUCCGGCGAGUCGUGACCCCGUCCAUGCGCUUAACAAUAGACGAGGAUUGGGGAGCUCUCAGCCAUGGAACGGGAGCAACAAGGCCGAUUGGUUAGAUUGUAGCAGUAUUACGGAGAGUGAAAACUCGUUAUUCACGGAGCGCGCUUGUCAAGGCGGCAUUUGUGGCGACUUGGAGCCGCGUGCGGCACUGGAGUGCGCACCUGAUCCUUUGUCUGGCGACCGUCUGGCGGAGGGUCGAACUCGCACACUACCGAGAAGGGCAGCACGCUCCCCGGCAUGGCGCCGAGAGGCACCUGUGGCCAUGUGGCCACCGCGCCCAGCAUCCAGUCUGCAAUCUAGCUCGAAGCUCGCUGCAACCGUUUCGGAGAGCAGUGCAUCUGCGUCGCACUGGACCUCGACACGAGCAGGUGACUCGCCGCCGGCUCUGGGCUGCAUGGCGCCAGCGGGUAACGCAGCAACAAGUCCUGUUCCUCAGAUGGAGUUACCACGGGACCAGCGCAGCACCGCGUACAUUCGACAGCGCAAGGGCCGCCCGCUCUACUAUAAUUCCUAUCUCAAACUGGAUCGGCUGUUUUCUUGCCAAGAUCCGAUCAGUUGGCGGUUUGGCGAUCAUGCACACGACGAAAUGUUGUUCAUUACGGUGCACCAGGUAUACGAGCUGUGGUUCAAACAACUCAUCUACGAGCUGGAUAGCUUGCGAGCCCUUUUCCUGGCCGAAUCGAUGGCAACCGAUGGAGUCAGAGCUCAGCUCAGGGUUUCUGUGGACGCAAAUCGCAUGAUGAAUCUCGCUUUGCAUCGUCUGGAUCGCAUGGUGGAAAUCCAGCGAAUACUCGUCGAGCAGAUCCGCGUUCUGGAAACCAUGACACCGCAGGAGUUUCUCACUUUCAGAGAUUACCUGUUUCCAGCAAGCGGAUUCCAGUCAUGGCAGUAUCGGCUGCUCGAAGUGAAGCUCGGUGUCCGCGCAGAACAGCGCAUCUCAAAUCACUGGAAACUGCAUCUGUCGGAGGAGCAUCAGGCCGUUUUGAGCGAUGCAGAAAAAGAACCCAGUCUCUUCGACUUGAUUAACCAUUGGCUCGAGCGACUGCCGUUUGUCGUCACGACCGAGGCCGACUUCAACUUCUGGGACGCGUACCGUAAGGCAACGGAGCGGAUGCUGGCCCUCGAUCGAGCGUUUAUCGACCGUGAGAUUCACGCUGGCGCAGACCGCGCUCGCGCCUACCGAGAACUAAGUCGCAUGCGCAACCUCUACCGCUCGGUGUACGAAGAACAAGUUCACCAGGAAAUGGUGGAGCGCGGCCAAAGACGCAUGAGUUUCAAAGCGAUGGCCGCAGCGCUCCUCAUCAUGCUCUACGAGCGGGAAGCGCCCUACCUCCAGUUGCCGCAUCGGGUGCUACGCCGUCUGCUCGACCUCGACGAGGGCAUGGCGCAGUGGCGUUUCCGGCACGUACAACUGGUAUCGCGAAUGAUUGGCUCGAAAACCGGAACCGGAGGAUCGCUGGGCGUUCACUAUCUCAUGCUCACGUUGGAGGCCAGUCGGGUGUUUACCGACCUUGGCAACAUGGCGGCCUUGCUGAUCCCAGCGCGACUCUUACCGGAUCUGCCGGAGAAGCUUCGCCAACAACUGGAAUACGCCUGGACGCAAGUGUAA